AUGUUUAGACAGAUUAUAGAUUCGACGAUUUUGGGUUUAUUUAUUACAAAAGCCUAUGCGUCAGAUUAUUUUGUUACUUUAAGUACAAAUGAUACUAAUUUGGCUUUAGAAAGUGGUGCCUUAGAUGCAAAUUCUUUAGUGGUACACAUUGAUAAGACUUCGAUGACACCUGAAAUAUUGGAACAGCUUGCUAGUGUUCCAAAUAUUGUCUUUGCUGAUUUACCAGGGUUGCCACAAUUUGUUAAUCUAAAAGAAUAUGCUACUGGUGAAAGUGAAGUAGAUAAAUUAAUUAGAGAUAUUAUAAAGCAGGAACAAAUAGAUUUAUCUAAGAUUAAGGAAGAUGAAAGAUAUUUGGAAAUUGAAAACAUUGUUAGUGAAAUCUUAGCCGAUUCUGCAGAGAAUUAUUCUGAUGAAUUUGCUUAUGUAUAUGGAAAAUAUAAAAAUGAUACAGAUAAUUGUGAAGAUGAAAGGAUAAGUUUUGCUGGGGAACACCUCUCAAAAGUUCCUGAAACCACUGUAUCUAAUUUAGAUGUAUCUACCACAACCGUCGCCGUAAAGUCAGUAUCACCAGUUACUUCUGUUCCAAAAGUAGAACAUAUUACUGGAUCAAAAUCAGAAGAAAUUGUUCCAGUAACUAAUAAUGACUUAUCUCAAGUUGCAACUUCAGUCUCCUCUUUAGGUGUUAUUUCUUCUUUGGAAACAGUAUUAGGUGAUGUCAGCACUAGUGAAUUAAAACCUCUAACUGAAACUUCAAGCUUAAACGUAUUGGAAACAGAUUUAAUCACCGCCACUUCAUUACAGCCAUUACAAACAACUGUUGUAAAGGAGGAUGCUCCAGUAGCUACUUCUGUAAUUUUAACUUCUGUCGUCAACGAAGAAGUGCCAAGUGUCACAACUUCGACAACAAUCGUGCCAAUUGAACAAGAUAUUAGUUCUAUAAGUGAAAUUGUAAAAUCAUUUGAUAAAUCACAAACAUUAAAAGAUGUAAUUAGUACCAAAGUUUCAGAGCCAGUUGAAAAACAUAUCCCAACCCCAGAACUUCCAAAACCUAUUAGAAAUGGUACUUCUAAUUGUACCGACGGUGGUUAUGAUGAUGACAACUAUAAUGACGAUGAUGAUGAUGACUACGAUGACAAUGAUAAUAAUGAAAAAGAAGGAUGUGAUGGUGGAUAUGAUAAUUCAUCUAAUUAUUUUAUGGUCCCAAGCACAAUGUUCAUUGGAUUCUUGGUUACAUUAUUGUUAUUCUUGCAUCCUUAA
Molecule: messenger RNA, 1257 nt
Organism: Vanderwaltozyma polyspora DSM 70294
Lineage: Eukaryota; Fungi; Ascomycota; Saccharomycetes; Saccharomycetales; Saccharomycetaceae
Gene: SPR2
Product: Spr2p
Exons: 1
Coding region: 1-1257 (418 amino acids)
Source: RefSeq, a predicted model, not a curated record